Quercus lobata is the source of this 1300-nucleotide messenger RNA. Its product is annotated as Tetratricopeptide repeat (TPR)-like superfamily protein. The record is from RefSeq and is a predicted model, not a curated record. NCBI's taxonomy places the organism in Eukaryota, Viridiplantae, Streptophyta, Magnoliopsida, Fagales, Fagaceae. The transcript has 4 exons. Bases 132 to 1037 code for a protein of 301 amino acids. Gene Ontology annotation, molecular function: protein binding.
UCUGUCUCUCUCUGUGUUCAUACCUCCAAAUCUACUUUUUCUUUUGUUUCUUCCAUCACUACUACAAAGAGAGAUUGAGAGUGAGUUUUUUAAAUUUUAAUUUGUUGGAGGAGAGAGAGAUAUCAAAUCAGAUGAUGAUGAUGAUGAGUCAGAAGAAGGAAUUAGAGGGCGGUUCUUCUUCUCUUUCUCAGCCACCGUAUCAUGUAAUUCAUAAACUCCCACCUGGAAACACCCCUUACGUCCGUGCCAAGCACGUCCAGUUAGUUGAGAAGGAUCCAGAAGCAGCUAUAGUUUUGUUUUGGAAGGCUAUAAAUGAGGGUGAUAGAGUAGAUAGUGCUCUCAAAGACAUGGCAGUAGUUAUGAAACAGCAAGAUAGAGCAGAAGAAGCAAUUGAAGCUAUAAAAUCUUUCAGGGAUCGUUGCUCCAGACAAGCUCAGGAAUCAUUGGACAAUGUCCUUAUUGACUUGUUCAAGAAAUGUGGGAGAAUGGAGGAGCAGAUUGAACUAUUGAAACGAAAGCUUCGGAUGAUUUACCAUGGAGAGGCCUUCAACGGUAAGGCUACCAAGACGGCUCGCUCUCAUGGAAAGAAGUUCCAGGUUACAAUCAAGCAAGAGACCUCCAGAAUACUGGGAAACUUGGGAUGGGCCUAUAUGCAACAAGGAAACCAUAUGGCCGCAGAAGUAGUCUAUCGUAAAGCUCAAUUAAUCGACCCUGAUGCAAACAAAGCCUGCAACUUGUGCCUGUGCCUGAUCAAGCAAAGUCGACAUGCUGAGGCACAGUCAGUUGUUGAAGAAGUAUUGCAGGGUAAACUUGCAGGGUCCCAAGACCCCAAGUCAAGAAAUCGUGCAGAGGAGCUGGUGCAGGAAUUAGAACAACACCAACCUGCACCAACAUCUCCAAACAUGUCAAGAUUAAGUAUAGAAGAUGCUUUCAUUGAGGGGCUUGACCAGUUGAUGAACCAAUGGACCCCAAUAAGAUCAAAGAGACUUCCAAUCUUUGAAGAGAUCUCUUCAUUUAGAGAUCAGUUAGCUUGUUAAUGUGGUCUUUUAAUGUUUGAUUGUGAAUCUUGUUUGUUUAUGUGAAAAGGAGGGUGAGGAGAGAUUCAAUUGAAUCUGGGGUGCCAGUGUAAGUGUAACAAAUGAGCAUUUUCAUAGUACUGUAUAUUUUUUCUUCGAGUGUCUUUUUGUAAUAGGAGUGCUUACGUUUUCUAGUGGGCCUGACUUGUGUCUUUUACCAGUUUGGAGAUAGCAUGAUUGACCUAUAGUUGGUUGUCCUUAUUGAAGAAUAAAGAAGGCAGUAA